Molecule: messenger RNA, 1284 nt
Organism: Hibiscus syriacus
Lineage: Eukaryota; Viridiplantae; Streptophyta; Magnoliopsida; Malvales; Malvaceae
Product: mediator of RNA polymerase II transcription subunit 19a-like
Exons: 6
Coding region: 468-941 (157 amino acids)
Biological process (GO): positive regulation of transcription by RNA polymerase II
Cellular component (GO): mediator complex
Molecular function (GO): transcription coregulator activity; transcription factor binding
Source: RefSeq, a predicted model, not a curated record
CCGUGAGAGGUAACACGAAAAUCUGUGUCUUCGUCGUCGUUCGUCCCCCCUUCCAAACCCUAAAAAGUAACGAGUUCUAUUCUUUGCCUUGUUCCAGAACUCUCUCAAACUUUCUCCGAUCUACCGAUUCUGCCCUUCUACACUCUUCACUACCGCUCAACUUCCCUUCCAUUUCAACCCUUCUCCCUGGUUUUAUUGCAUGAUCGAUUGCUCAACCUUUUCCUUGUUUAAAAUUUCCCUCAUUCUGAUUUUUAGGGUUUCUUUUACUUGACCGCGAAGAAUUGACUUGAAUAGAAGAAGAGGAAGGUGCUUGAGAUUUUUGUCUUUUUCUUUGUUCUGAUCUGGAGAAGUACCUCAGUGCGAAUCCAUGUUAGAGAUGUUUUGCCCUGAUGCUCAUUGAUGUUUUCCUUGAAUUUGGCUUCAAAUUUUCAGUUGAUGAUGAUAUAUGUUUCAUGAAUCGAUAGCUUAUGGAUCCUGAAGGCAAAAAUUUUGGAAGAGGACCAAAGGAACUUACUGGUGCUGUUGAUCUUAUAAGCCAUUAUAAGCUGUUGCCUCACCAUGACUUCUUCUGCAAGAGACCUCUUCCUUUGUCCAUUUCAGACACACACUAUCUUCAUCAUGUGGUGGGAGACAUUGAAAUUAGAAAAGGAGAAAGGAUGCAGUUGGACCAGCUUAUUCAGAAUGCAUCUCAUAACAGAGAAGCUAAUACCUACAUUCAGCCUUUUGAUCUAGAUAUUCUUAAGGAGGCUUUCCUCCUGAGAGAAACUACUCCUGUUGAAUUGUCAGCCAAUGAAAAAGGGAUUCCUACCAUUGCUGGAAAAUCAAAGAGUGAAGCCAAAGAUAAAGAGAGGAAGCAUAAAAAGCACAAAGACAGAGAUAAGGAGAAGGAUAAAGAGCAUAAGAAGCACAAGCACCGUCAUAAAGAUAAAGAUCGAAAUUAAGAAAAAGACAAGGAAAAAAAGAAAGAUAGAAGUGGGCAUCAUGAUUCUGGUGCUUAUCAAUCAAAAAAGUACCAUGAAAAGCACAAAAGCUCAAAAAUUGAUGAAGUAGGUGCAAUCAAAGUCACAGGCUAAAGCGGUGGCAUUCUAUGGUUCAUUUGUUGUCUCAGAUGGUUUUGGAAGUGUGAAAGGGUUUGCUUAACGUUCUCAACAUCGGUUGAGAGUAGCUUGUAAACUGACUAAAGAAUGUUUAGAAGGUGAUUCACACAUUGAUGGAAGGUAUAGGUUGCUGAAAAUGGACACCUUUAUUCCUGUGUAUCAUAAAACAGUGCACUAAAGUGGUAGC